UGACAAUAGCCGGCUGGGUUCACUGAAGACGGCAAUGCUGCUAGUAUUUAGCGUUCUCUUGUGUAGCGAUCGAUUGCUACUGCCUGAGUCGUCUGACGUAAAGAUGGAUGCCUUCCGAUAUAGGUAAAUAAAAAACAUUUAAGGACUGGCAUGUAUCUAAUUGUUGUAAUAUUUAAGGCUAAAGGGAGUUACACCGUGAAGUGAUGUUUUUCUUAUGUGACACAAUGUAUCGAGUUUUUGAAACAGUGUACUAAGCAAACCAUAGCAUGCUUCGCAGUAAUCUGUUUCUUUAAGUAACAUGCAAUGUCUUACAAUUGUUUAUGAUUGCACCAUAUGUUGGAUUGAUGAUACAUUUAUUUCCAGUAUUUUUUUAUUUUCUGUAAAUAAUCAAAAAAUACCCCCCGUCUCUUUCUGCUAAUCUGAAAUCGACACGAAUGCAAUCGUGUCUAUCUGCGUUGUUUUCUAUUGUGCAUACUGGACAAUGUUAUGCCCCAUAGUAGGGACCGAGGACUUCUGUACGAUAAAAAAAAGAAAAUAAAUUAUCUAAGGAAAACAUUUGUUCAAUGCUGUACUGUAAACGAUAUGAUGCAAAGCAGAAAACAUAGCAUGUCGUUAUCUGAUUUGUACUACAAACAGCGAAUAAUCCAAUUAUAUUUUGUCAUUAAUGACAGGUUAUAAACGUGAAUAGCCUAGAUUCCACUCUUUUAAUAUAAUUCAUUGUGCAUUUAGUUGUAAGUAUCACCAUUUGUUACAAUGUUUCAUUGCUUGUUGUUGCUCCUGCUCGCCACUCUCCUUGCCAUUACUCAUUGAAAUAUAUUUUACAUUGUAAAUGUAAUGUAUGAAGAUGAAAUGAUGUUAUGAUAUCGUGUCUUCUCUCCUGUCUGGUCCAGCCCUGUCUUGGCCAAUGCUUGCUGCUUUACAGCAUGAGCAAAGAAGUGUCGGCUCAUCUUCUAGUUCUGGCAAAUGAAAAUGGAUGAGAUUUCGAUGUCCAGCCUGGACAACAGCAAGCUGGAGGUAAAUAUAGUAGUAGGUUUGGUUUACUCCUGUGUGGACUAUACAUAAGGGUUUCGUUUUUCACCCACACAUUUCAUUUAGUCUGACUGUGUGUCAUUUGGACUGCAGCUAUGGCGGAUGCGUAACCUGACCAGCGUAAUUCAGCUUGGCCCUAGUGUGAAUCAGUUCUGUAGCCAACCCUUCUGACAGUAGCAUUCCAUAGAAAGGCUAUAUCCUGGUUCUAUAUAAUAAUGCUGUGGUGGUUGGCAGGGCGUAGCUCAGGACAUCCUGUCUGAUCUGGUGGAGGAUGCUUGUCUGGGCCUGUGCUUUGAGGUCCACCGGGCCGUCAAGCAGGGCUACUUUUUCCUGGAAGACACGGACCAAGAAAGCAUGAGGGACUUUGGUAUGUAUUUCUACCUUCUACUCACCUUUUUUUAAAUUAUUGUUUAACAAUGUUUAAGAUAAAGACGCAUACAGAAGAUAUCAUUCCACAAUUCUUAAUGCGCUAACUACACCACCUUCCAAUGAUUACAAUAGAUAAUAUAUACCUACAUACCUUUACUAUGUAAAGCGCUUUGAGGUACAAUUUUUCAUUAUCUUUAUUUUUGCGUGAGUAGAAAUUGUGGACCAGCCAGGAGUGGAUGUGUUCGGGCAGGUGUACAACCAGUGGAAGAACAAGGAGUGUGUCUGUCCCAACUGCAGCCGGAGCAUCGCCGCGUCACGCUUUGCCCCGCACUUGGAGAAGUGCCUGGGCAUGGGGCGCAACAGCAGCCGCAUAGCCAACCGCAGGUUAGCCACCCACCCCCACACAACUGAAACAAGUGGCACGUUCCAAACCGUCUACAAAGCAGUCGCACUGUGCAAAUUAACCAAUUAUUGAAUGCUAUGUAAUCUACAUUGCAGUUGGGCAAUACAUGUAUGUAAUAUUGAUGCGGUUACUGACAUCAUUAAAUGGGGGGCUAAACUCACUAAUUUCGCCUCCCUUUUCCACGUUUUUGUUAUGGAAUGCUAGAAGCCAUGACUGAAGCAACGAGAGUUUGAAGUGGGAGUGUUAUGUUCGCUAAUAGCCUGGCGUUGUGUGCUCCUCUUUACUGAUCCUAAACAGCAACCAUACUUUACUAGAUGAAUGGCUUAGCAACCACUUGACGCAGCAUGACAACGUGCACGUGAUUGGUCAAGAAUCCCAAAUUCUGAGCAUUUCCUCCUUUCUAGAAUACCUUUGAUGAUAUUUGUGUUUGUGAUGCUAAUGUUAGCUCACGAAUAGUUGGGGGAAAAAAACAAGCCCUUUAUAAAGACCAAGUCUCGUUCUUUCAACAUAACAUUGGCAACGAUGUCUUGUAUGUAUUGUUUCAUGUAAACAAGUCAGAGUUGCUGCGUGCUAAUGGGUAUUUCUGUUGUCUGUAAUGAAAUGGGCAGGCUGUAGGUUGAUUCGGCUGCACUCAGCGCAGCUGUUUCACCGGGCAUGACAAAUUUCCCUAUGCGUUACCAUCCCCUUUUAGUGGGCAAGACUGGGCAUGAUUGAAAUCAAAAUCCAACCCACAAUUAUCCAAGGAUUUAGGAACUUAAGUGUCACUUUUGGAAGAUAUUGACUUUAUGACCAAAAUUAUCCCAUUUACACGUUGGAGUAAAUUUUGACACUAGCAUAAAUGUUUCUGACUAAUAUCGAUGCCACAUAGGCCGUUUUCAACUAGAUACGUCUUUUUGGGGGGGUUCAGCUACCCUUUAAAUACAGCUACCCUAAAACCAGCUGACAUUGCAGUGCAGACAGCACUGUAAUGCCAUUAAGACUGGAGUUGCUGGGUCGAAGACCCAAGCCGACAAGGUAAAAAAUCUGUUGAUGUGCCCUUGAGCAAGGCACUUAACCCUUAUUUGCUCCAGGGGCGCUGUACUAUUAUGGCUGACCCUGUAAAACAACACAUUUCACUGUAUCUAUCUGGUGUAUGUGACAAUAAAACAUCUUAAUAUAUAUAUAUAUAUAUAUAUAUAUAUAUAUAUAUAUAUUUUUAUUUUUUAUUUUUUUUUAUUUUUUUUUUAUUAGAGUAUUAUUAUUAUUUUCUAAUCAGAAUGUAGUUUGCACACUUGAUUAAACUGUAGCCUUACUUUCUAAAGUAAUGCUGAAGGAAGGCUUCUUUCAAAUACUUUGCUCUAGCCUGCCUGGAGUGCCAGAUGGGCAGGGUUUGCCAUUUUGGGACUAUUCUAUUGGUCCAGUAAACCACACAAGCUCAAUUAAGCGCAGAUUAAGUAUUGGAAAUGAUUUCAAAUAGUAUUUUGAACCCAGGUCAUAAUUCAAUGGAUGAUGUCAUUGACUGCCAUUUCUUCCCCACACAGAAUAGUCACCGGCAACAACACUAACAAUAAAUCAGAGAGCGACCAGGAGGAUAACGAUGACGUCAAUGAUAACGACUGGUCUUACGGGGCGGAAAAGAAAGGUAAAGGACUGGCUUUCACCCUCCUUUCCAAGGUGAUCUAGGCACGAAACGAGAGCAAACGUUGUGAAACAGAAAGGUACUACAUGACCUUGUCCAAUAAGAACAUAAGUUAUUUUCCAUUGCAAAACGUUUUCCUACAGUGUGCCCUACUAAAGAUGACCCUGGUGACUGACAGUUACAGUGUAUAUAUCUACUCACAAGAGGAGACAAAUUGACAUUGAGAAUUUUAAAUUGUGAAUACCAUGAGUCAAUCUCUACAUUAAUUUUAACUGAAACAGAAUUGACCUCAACUAAGUGCACAUGCAUCCAAAAUGUAGUUGUAUCUGUUUGAUCUUCACUUGUAAUCUAGUAGUUAAAAAAAAGUGUAUAAAAAAAUUAAGAUAUAUAUAUAUAUAUAUAUAUAUAUAUAUAUAUAUGCUUUGAAGUGUUAUCAGUGUGCUUGGUUCUCUUGUGUAUUUGUACGUUGUGAUAUCAUGUAUAUCAUUUAAAGUAUGUCCAAGUGUCUUAUAAAAUGCUCUCAUUUUUUCAGCGAAGAAGAGAAAAUCAGAUAAGGUAUUGGCACUUUCUUUGAAACAACCUGUUAUUGAUCAAAUUUAAUAUUUUCUGUAAUAAUAUAGUUUUGCCACUAGUUGAUCAUUCUGCUUUUCUUGAUGCUUUAUCUGAAUAGAAUCCAGUGCCACAGCUGUAUUUCAAGUGAGAGAUCGAAGGGAGAAUGUUGAUUGGUAUUUGGGGUUUGUGUAGUUGUAACCAAUCUAAUAAAGUUACUACAGGAUAGCACGACCAAAACAAACCAUACAUAUAAAGUUAUCUUAAUAUGUUCAUAAAGUUUCCAACAGUGUGCAGCAUGAUCCUGAAAGGCGAUGAGAUCAAAUUUAGAUUUCUUCCAUUUUAAUGCUUGUUGUGAUUGUCAAGCUUUCUGUUAAACAAAACAUAUUAUUUUUUACGAAUAAGACAAUUCAAUUACAUCUUUCUUAGUUUUGUGUAAACUAUUUGUUUAUAUUUUCCUUUUUAUUGUAGAAUCCAAACUCACCCAGGAGAUCCAAAUCAUUUAAACAUAAGAGUGGUAAGUCAUCAUCAUCAGUCUAUACCUACUAAAUGCAAGGUAAUUGUGGCAAAUGGAGCGACUGCUUUAGACCUCAUUCUUUGGAGAGGCCUAAUACACACUCUGGCAUUAAUUCAAUAGUAUGACAGUGUUAUGACAAAGGAUAUACUGUAUGUAAGUUGUCCCUGAGACGCUCUACCCUAGUUCUAGGUCAUUGAGACUGAGAGACAAAGUAAGUAAGGUGUGGACUGUGGCUCAUAUGAAAUAUAAGCUAUCCUACAGAUAAUGGUGGAGUUUUAGGUAAUAUGUUUUGCAGUUGCGCUGUGCAUCUCAGAAGAUAUUGCUAUUUUAUAUUAAGGUGGUUGCAGAGAUCAUUUGCGGAAUGUAACUAAAAUUAAAACAUCCUGGAAUGUCCCCAUAAUCAUAAUUUCACAGCAUAAUUUGGUUGGAGUGGAGAAUGGAAAUGACUUUGAUAAAGAGUCAGUCUGUCUCCACAGGUAUGAUCGGCCCCAGACGGCGUAUGGACAACCAGGAGAGCCCACGCAUGCUGAUGAAAGACGAGGCCUUCCCUCAGUGACAGACAGACAGGAAGACCAUUCAGAGUCCACCCUGGCUCCUUUUGUUUUUCAAUGGACCGUGACAGACGUGUAGUAGACUAUUGCUAAAUGGGUCAUGUUCAUUAGGCACCAA
Molecule: messenger RNA, 5154 nt
Organism: Coregonus sp. 'balchen'
Lineage: Eukaryota; Metazoa; Chordata; Actinopteri; Salmoniformes; Salmonidae
Source: the annotation of a GenBank genome assembly